Ailuropoda melanoleuca (giant panda) is the source of this 1858-nucleotide messenger RNA. RefSeq names its product keratin-associated protein 10-10. Bases 202 to 621 code for a protein of 139 amino acids. The record is from RefSeq and is a predicted model, not a curated record. NCBI's taxonomy places the organism in Eukaryota, Metazoa, Chordata, Mammalia, Carnivora, Ursidae. The transcript is spliced from 7 exons.
AGAGCGGCGGGGAGAAGGAAUUUGGGUCUCGGCGGCCGCCGUAGGAGCGGCGCUCGGAUCUCCAUGGCAACGGCCUGAGGCCGCGGGAGCUUCUGGGCGGUGCAGCCGCCGCGGCCGAUUGGACGAGAGUGGCGCGGAAUCCGCGAACUGCCCGCGGCCCCGAGGGUGCAGCUCCUGGACUGACUGGCGCCGUCCUGACCCAUGGACGCCUCCUCUAGUCCGUGGAAUCCAGCCCCGGCUCCCGUCAGCAGUCCUUCCCUGCUGCUCCCCAUCCCUGCCAUCGUGUUCAUUGCUGUGGGGACCUAUUUGUUGCUGCUCGGCGCGGUGCUGCUGGCUAGGCACUGCCUGCUGGCCCAGGGCUGCUGCACAGACUGCAGCUCGCCCUGCAAGAAGCAAGGCGCCUCCAGGCCCCAGGACUGUUGCUGGACCUGUGCCGAAGCCUGCGACUUCCCUCUGCCUAGCCCAGCCCACUGCCUGGAUGCCUGCUGCCCCCAGCCCACCGAAGCUGAUUGGGCCCCUCGCUGCCCCCGCUGCUGCCCACUUUGUGACUGUGCCUGCGCGUGCCAACUUCCUGACUGCCAGAGCCUCAACUGUCUCUGCUUUGAGAUCAAGCUCCGAUGAGGACCCAGAGUCCUUGCCCCUUGGGGAGUGGCCAGCCGCCAGGGCCCACAUGCCUCAUUUCCUGACCUGCCUCCAGGCACCUUUCUCCAGGCCACUGGAACCACAAAUGGCCUGCCUAGCUCUUCAGCCUCUGAACCAGCCCUGGAGAGCCUGGCUCCCUGCAGAGCAGGACUCAGAGAGCCCUUGGCCAUUUGGACUGCAGCCCUUUAGGAGGGCCAGGAGGGAGAGGGGCUAGCGCUCUGGCAGGUGACCCUGCCCGCCUCUCCACAUAAACUAUUAUAAUCGAAGGUGAGAGUGGGAGACACUGCUGGCCACAGAGCUCCUCAUGGGUCAAACCUGAGCCUUGAGUAUCAGGAUAUAGGGGUACCCCAGCCACACCUUGUCUACGGAAUCUUGGUUAUCUUCAGAUUCCUGUGCAAAGACUGAUUUCUCUUAACAACCUUUGAGGGCCUCGGGCUGGAUUUCCAAGGAAAUUUCCUCUGAAGUACCGGUGAGCGCCAGCGGGACGCAGCAGGGGUGGAGUGGGGCCUAAGGGGUCCGGAUGAGGAGAGGAGGCCUGGCCGGUAGGAUGAGGGGCUCGGAAUGUAUUUAGGGGCUGGGCACCUAGGGGAAAAUUGGACUUAGAGGGGCAAGUCACGGCCCAGGGAGACGUUUUCGCGAGGACUCCGGCGCCGCAUCCCCAGACUCGCUGGGGUGGACGGUGGCCGCUGCAGGCCGGUCCGCGCCGGCGGCGGGCGGAGGGGCGGAGAGCGCUUGCGCACGCGCGGCGAGGCUGGCCCUCCGGGCCCCGAACGGGACGGGCGCGGCCCGGGCGCCGACACCCGCACGGGCGGGCCGUCCGGAACCGCUGCCCCGCCGCCCUCUCGUGCUCCUCCCGGGGCAGCCGCUCUUCCGCGUGGGCUGGUGGCCCGGGGAGGGGUGGCCCCGCGCCCCCGAGCCGGCAGGUUCGCAGGCCGGUAGACGCCCGACCUCCGGGCCCGCCACGGCAUGACACACGCGGCCGUCAGCGCAGGCCGGAAGCUGGGGCUGCCCCGGGCCGCCGCGCUGGGCCUGGGCGGGGAGGCUGAGCCUCCCUCUUUUCAGGCUCUUGCGCCCGUUUCCCCCCUCCCCAUCUCCUCCGGUGCCCCAAAUCGGCUGAGUCACGGCGCCCCAGAACGCGCCAACUGGGGGGAAAAGAGAGAGGGAGGGGAGGGCCCCGGCGACCCGCGGGAUGUGGCCCGAGUCACGUCCUAGGGGG